This is a messenger RNA of Centruroides sculpturatus (bark scorpion), 3823 nucleotides long. RefSeq names its product beta-1,4-glucuronyltransferase 1-like. The transcript is spliced from 2 exons. The coding region runs from base 2509 to 3753 and encodes 414 amino acids. The record is from RefSeq and is a predicted model, not a curated record. Lineage: Eukaryota; Metazoa; Arthropoda; Arachnida; Scorpiones; Buthidae.
UUUAUUUCAAACAAACUGGACUUUGAGUCUCUUGGCACAGAGCAGAUCCAAAGAUUUUGAUGCAUUAUAGAAUAUAUUACUAGAUGUAUAUAGAGUGGGAGACAAGGUUAUGUAUUCUGUUUAUAAAAAUUAGAAUUUUUAGCUUCCAAGACUUCCUUAAUGACAUUUGGAAUGGUUAUCCGAUUUCAGAACAAUAUCUAUUUAUGUUUGCAAUCUCGCCAGGUUUCGAGAAGCCUCAGUGAAUUAUUCCGGUUGCAUGCCGUUAAAUGCCAAUUAUAGUCACAAUCCGAAAUCAAAAUUUUUCCUUAUUUUUUGAGGUUUUGUCGACAUCCAGCCAAUGUGAAAAUCAUUUGUGAUUAUCACAGAGGAUGCACUUUUCUUCUCAUGACAAUUCAGUCUGAGUAAGGAAAGAGAUGCUCCGAACAGAUUUUUAUAAAAUCUUUUACUUUUCUGGUGUAAUCUGUAGAGAAUUCUAUCAAAAAAUUGGCAAGAUACUGCGAAAUGAUUACAUUACUUAGGCCAAAACAUGUUGCACAGACAUGUACAUUUUUAUGAAAAAUAUACAUUACAUUUGGUCACCUUUUACUUGUUGUCGACCGGAGACAUUGAUACUCUUCUACACGAUUUGCAUUCACAGCACAAAUUCUGACGGAUCGUCUUUGCACGCUCCAUUUGGUAACAGUAUUUUCAAUUAUGCCCUUCAAAAAUACCAAAUUAUGGAAUAUUUGGUACCUUAAUGAAAUUAUGGAAUAUUGUUGUGAACGAUGCAUUUCCAAAGUAUUUAAUUGCCACAGAUAAGAUCCGCAACCAGUUUAGCCAACACAAAAACAAAAUUGGGAAGCAGAGCUUCAUCCAAAAUAUCCAAAAACUAUUGAUUCAAAGUCCCAUCCAAAUUCAAAUGCAGAUUCCUCCAAAGAGCAUUACCUAAUCCUUUCUUACACAAUACUGUUUAAUUUUGUUAAUGUUAUGCGGUAAAGACACUUUCAGGUUUAAUCUAACAACGUUUAAUUGUAAGUUAUUGAAAAAUGAAUACAAAGAGACAGCUCUGCUUAACAUAUACCUCUUGUCUUUUUAACUCUGGUGUCAAUUGACUACAGUGCCCUUCGUGUUCUCUCUGGUUUUUGCUUACUAAAUUAAAUACUCCCAACAAAUUUACGUAGUGAUAUACAAACCUAAAUUAAUUUCAAGGUAAAUUAUGUAAUUUACAUACCUCUGUCAUUUCCGAGAUAAAUGAUUAACACGAGGUUAGUUUGGAAUAUAAACCACUUCCUUGUUUUUCUAUUCUGUUAGUGUGUGUUACUUUUGUUUUGUUUCUCUCCUUCCUAGUAUUAUUUGUGCAAAGAAAACACUGGAAAAUACUCUUUUGUCUUAUUUUAAAGUACAUUCCAGGUUUUGAAAUACAUAUUAAAAUCCCCCUUAACAUUACAACUCCUUGUUUCUGUAGACAUUUUUUUUUCUUUCCCACAACUUAGUUUUUCUUAUACCAGAAUAAUAAGUACACUGUAAAAUAAUAUAUAAUACAGUACGAUAAAUAUUUGUCAUUCCAAAAAGAAUUCUAGAUACAUUAGAAAUGGAAGUUAACCGGGAGUAAACACUAGAUUUAUUAGAAGAGACAUAACACUACAUUUGUUAGGCGAAAUAAACCGCAUCUGUUAGAAUAAUCCAGGAAACACUAGACAAGUUAGAACUGACAGACGAACACAGGUAAACACUUUGCACGUGCCGCAAUACACAAGUUUCCUAUAGAGAAAACGAAUGUUUUUGGAUUAAAACACCAGAACGUGACAAUAUUGGACUAUUACUAGCGAGUUCGUAAUUUGAAUACACUCGGCGACGACACAAUGGAGACAUCUAGCGAAUUAUUAAUUAGUUUACUAAGUAUUAGACGGCGUUUAAAAGUAGUUCCGUUACGAAAGAUUCAAUAGACACGUCUCGCAUUACGCAAACGAGGGGAAAACAUCGCGUAUUUUAAGUAAACAAGUGGACACGUGUCGUAACUCGGAAGCGCGAUAAAAAUCUACAACUGGAGAAAUUCCCGUGUUUACGAGUCGUCUCGAAAAGGAAAGGUAUUCGUUCCGAGUAGUUACUGCGAAUCGCGAAGAGAGGUAAAAGUUACGCGGCGUGACGAAGAAGAGCGCGCCUGUCGCGUCCUCUCUCCUAUAAAAAAAACCAAUAGAACGCGUCGCGUCGUCGAGCAUCUAGGAGCGACGCGACACUAAACUUCGCAUUUGUUACGUUUUCGCCAGUCAUUCGUGCGUGAAAUUCGUUUUUUAAGUGAUUCUGCGAUACCAAUAAAAAUGACGUAAUUAAACGGAGUAGAGUGUCAAUGACGUGACUUGGCGAACCUCGACUGGAAAUUGGAUCGUAGCGCUCGGCGAUAGGGACUUUGCUCGCCUACCUUCGGCUUCUACGCGUGCGCCGUGAUUUGUAGGUGUCGAGCACACCUGAGAAUAACCGGGAUCCGUUUCCGAGAGUCCACUAUUCUAGGAACAUUCCGACGCGUGUAGAAUGGUGAGCCAUUUCAGGUGCGCGAGAAUAGUCAAAUGCCUCCUCCUUCCGACGCUCCUCUUCGUCGUGGUGUUGUGCUUCGUAUCUUCCGUGCGUAACUCCGUUACUCCGCGUGACGAAGUCUCGGAAGCUCUCCCUCAGCAUCUAACGCAAGGAUACGUAGAAGAACAAUGGGAUCGAGCGGGGCAUCUACGCGAGAAACUUUUAGAUCGGAGAGUGGAUUCGAAAUUCGUGGCGGUGCGCGAUUACUUGAAGGCUUCCAGAACCUACUCCGGUAACUCCAGCGUUACGCUAACGACUCAGGGAACCUACGAAUUUCUGCAUCACGUGGAGGAGUUGUGUAUCAGAUGGAGGGCACCCGUUUCCGUCGCCGUUUACGCACCCGGCGGAGACUUCGUUCCCGCGGUGGAGAGGAUGCUUUACCUACGUCACUGUCGCCACCCCUGCCUAAAAAUUAACGUGACUUGGCACGUUAUUUUCGACAAGCUUCACGCGUUGGCGGAAGAUACGCUGCUGGAGGCUCGAGAGGGCUCCUCCGACUGCCAGAGGGUGCCAAACUCCACUUCCAGUUAUCGCCAGGAACACGGAUUGACCUAUCCCAUCAACGUGGCGCGUAACGUGGCCAGAAAGGCGGCCAGGACCCACUACGUGUUGGCAUCCGACAUAGAAUUGUAUCCGAGCCUCGACAUCGUGCCGAAAUUUCUGGACAUGGUGAGCAAAGAAGAAGGCGCCGCUUUUCCACGGGUCUACGUCCUCCCGGUUUUCGAGGUGGAGAAAAACUGCCAAGUUCCGGGUACCAAGAAGCAGUUACUCCAGUUAUUCUACAAAAAGAAGGCGGUGUUCUUUCACAGGUCGGUAUGCGACCCGUGUCAUCGGUUCCCCAACAGAAAUCUGUGGCUGAAGAUCUUCCCGCCCAACGACACCCUCAACGUGUUCUCCAUCACCAAGCGCUACUACCCCUGGGAGCCCUUCUACAUAGGAACUCGCAACGAGCCGAUUUUCGACGAGAGGUUCACUUGGGAAGGGAAGAUGAACAAAAUGCCUCAGGUUCUGGCGAUGUGCUUCCUGGAUUACGACUUCUACGUUCUAGACAACGCGUAUUUGGUCCACUCCCCGGGGAUAAAGAAAGUGAACGGUACGUCGGAACGUCGUCGUGCCAAAUACGUGGCGGCCAACAGACGCGCCUACAACAGCCUUCGACGGGAUCUGAUAAAGCGGUACGGCCAAAAACGCAAAUGCCGCUAACGCUCUUCGCAAAGCUGUAAAUAUGUAAAUUAACUCGUAUUUAUGAAGGAAUAAAGCCGAUGUCACGUGA